AAAAAAAAAAAGGAUGCUUUUUGCGUGGGCACCCCAGGCCAGAGGGAGGAGUUUCGCUCCGGAAGACUGAGAGAGGCUCGAGUAGGACCUGCGUAAAGGAAGAGCGGGCUGUAACCAGCCGCACCGCUCCCACGUCGUUCUCGUUUUUUCCAUUUGUUUCUUCCCGGGCCGAGUUCCUCUUUCUCCUGUUCUCCCAGAGCCGUUGCUGCGCGUCCCGCCCCUUCCUCGCUUUCGGUCCCGCCUCCGACUCCCCGGAGAGGCCGCCCAGCGCCCGCCUGUUUGCCUAGGCUGCUGCCGCUGCCUCCACCACCGCCGCCGCCUGCCAGCUCGCUCGCUCGCUCUCUUUUCCCCCCCAGCCCCUCGCGCUUGCUCCCUGCCUGCUGCCGCCUCGCCGGUCGCGCGGACGGGCUGCAACUCGCGACCUUCUCCUGCCCUGCUCUCUCCCCCGUCCCUCGCGAGCAGCAGCCGGAGCAGCCCUGCAAAAACUAGCAAGCCGCGCCGUCAAAACGCGGGACCUGAAGCCCAAGAAGACACACUUCUUGCAAGCCCGGCCGUCGGGGCUUGAGAAGGGGAGACGGCCAAGGCCGUUCGGCAGCGGAGCUCCUGAGAUUUUUAAAAGUGUCUUGACUACAAAGCUGGAAGGUGGAUUAUUUUUCCCAAAAACACAAAGACCAUGUGUGCUUACCUGUAGAAAUGGUUUGCGGCUUAGUCAAGCUGGAGUUGACUAAAUGAAACUAUGGGCUGUGCAUCAGCCAAGCAUGUUUCUGCUGUACAAAAUGAAGAGGAAGCUCAGAAGGGGAAAAGCUACCAGAAUGGAGAUGUAUUUGGUGAUGAGUAUAGGAUCAAACCUGUGGAGGAAGUCAAAUACAUGAAAAAUGGGGGAGAAGAUGAUCAGAAAGUAGCUGCCAGAAACCAAGAAAACUUGGAAAAAAGUGCCAGUUCACAUGUAAAACUUAAGGCUAAUAAAGAGCUUCCAGGAUUAGUACAUCAACCUAGAGCAAACAUGCACAUUUCUGAAAGCCAACAAGAAUUCUUCCGAAUGCUGGAUGAGAAAAUUGAAAAGGGUCGUGAUUACUGUUCAGAAGAAGAGGAUAUCACAUAGUGCCAGUUCUGCCAAUCGAAACAGGAAUGCUCCUGUGUAAAUAGAUUACGGUUCAAUCCAGAUCUUUUGUGGGAGUCUUCUCAAGUGAACAGCACUACAUAACAAACAGUUAUUUCCACAUUGUAUGCUCCAUUCAGUUACAGUGUUUUCUUAAUGACCAUACAAUGAGCAUGGUUCAAAGGAAGAAGAACAGCUUUGAUGGAACUGCCUUUGCUGAUUGAAACCUGUUGCAAGUUUUCAUUUCCUUGUGCCCAGGAACACCACAAGACGUUUGACUCAAACAUCUAAAAGACACUGUAGCUUUCACUUGGGCUAUUGGCCUGUUUUCUAUUGGCUGAGGUGGCGUUGUACAAAAUCUUCCAUAACCAAGCAGCUGAAUCUUCCAGUUCACUCUACUCAUCAGCCCCAGGGGCAUGGAGUUCUUGUUAUACUGACAGUUUAGAGCUUUGGAAAAAUGGGAUGCUUUACCAUGAUGAACUUUGUUUUCUGCUAGGAAGAAGUUAACAAUUAAAAAGCAUGUUGUCAUAACAGAUACUGAAUAUGGUGAUGCAGGAGCAGAAAUCUGUUUGUUUUUUUUAAAGCCGCCAGUUUCUUUUAUUAACUAUUUCAAUCAAGGAAUAUACUUGCAGUAUUGGCUUUGCUGACCGCAGAUGGAAAUUAUGAUCACAAUCAGUUUGAAUCCCUCUCCCUUUCUCUCUCUCACACAAUCUCUUUUUUUUAAAGAAAUAAACAUUUUACUGUUUUUAGGUAUUCUUGUCUUAUACCCAUUCAUACAUCCCAGUGUGUUAAGAAUAAUUGGGAAAAGGGAGUUGGUAAAGGAGACCUUUAGAAAGAUGAUUUGAAAGGAUAUUAUUUUCAAAUGCUGUGUGCCAAUUUGAGAUGUCUGUAGAGUUUAUUUUUCCAUAAUAUAAAAAGUUGAUACUCUCUCCUCUCAAAGGCAGAUGUAAUAUUUUUAACAAAUAUUGUCAUGAGUAAAAAUGAUCCUAAGGU
Molecule: messenger RNA, 2092 nt
Organism: Notechis scutatus (mainland tiger snake)
Lineage: Eukaryota; Metazoa; Chordata; Lepidosauria; Squamata; Elapidae
Gene: C3H1orf21
Product: chromosome 3 C1orf21 homolog
Source: RefSeq, a predicted model, not a curated record